Athalia rosae (coleseed sawfly) is the source of this 1578-nucleotide messenger RNA. It is a transcript of the gene Hmgcl, whose product is annotated as hydroxymethylglutaryl-CoA lyase, mitochondrial. NCBI's taxonomy places the organism in Eukaryota, Metazoa, Arthropoda, Insecta, Hymenoptera, Athaliidae. Gene Ontology annotation, biological process: L-leucine catabolic process; ketone body biosynthetic process. Bases 191 to 1159 code for a protein of 322 amino acids. Gene Ontology annotation, molecular function: hydroxymethylglutaryl-CoA lyase activity. The record is from RefSeq and is a predicted model, not a curated record. The transcript has 2 exons.
CGCACCGCUCUGAAAUGUUCGGUGACCGCUCGAUGCGAUAAAGGGGAAGUAUUUUUCCUAAUUAAAGCAGAAAUACUUAACGCAACGAUUACGUCAACGUUUACGUAUGAUUAUUUAUUAGAUAAGAGUCGUUAUCAUUCAAAACAGAUAUACACAGUUCUUCCACCGUUGAAUAAUAUUCUGAACAAAGAUGUUCAGGUUUUUGAAAAACUAUAUCUUGGUGAGGAGUUUUAGCAAUUCGGUGAGGAUAGUCGAAGUGGGUCCAAGGGAUGGUCUUCAAAACGAGUCUUUGAUAGUCCCAACAGCAACAAAGAUCAACUUUAUCAACAAGCUUUCCGAGACAGGUCUCAAGACGAUUGAAGUAACAAGUUUUGUGUCACCUAAAUGGAUUCCACAGAUGGCAGACAAUGAGGAGGUCUUUAAAAGCAUUGAUAUCAAACCUGAAAUAAGCUACCCUGUCCUGGUACCCAACCUUCAGGGCUUUGAAAAAGCACUAAGUGCAGGUGUUAAGGAGAUUGCAAUCUUUGGAGCAGCCUCUGAGGCAUUCAGUAGAAAGAAUAUCAAUUGUUCAAUUGCAAAGAGCAUAGAAAGGUUUUCGCUGGUCACUGAACAAGCUAGGCGAAAAGACGUGAAAAUUAGGGGUUACAUAUCCUGUAUUGCAGGGUGUCCUUAUGAGGGGGAAACAAAACCAUUGGUUGUCGCAAACCUUGCAGCAUCUAUGUUGGACCUUGGCUGUUACGAAAUCUCAUUGGGUGACACGAUAGGUGUGGGAACUCCAAAAAAAAUCAAAGCUUUGCUCAACGAAUUACAAAAAGUCUCUUCAUCAGAUAAAAUUUUUGAGCAAUACGCUCUCCACUGUCAUGAUACUUUUGGACAGGCUUUGACCAACAUUUAUGCAAGCUUAGAUUUUGGUAUCAGAAUAUUCGACUCUUCGGUAGCUGGUCUCGGAGGUUGUCCCUAUGCUGCCGGAGCUUCUGGAAACGUAGCCACUGAGGAUUUACUCUACUUUUUAAAUGGGCAAGGACUCGAAUCUGGGGUUGAUUUGAAAAAGGUUAUCGACGUUGGCGAUUAUAUUAGCACCCAAAUUGGAAGAGUAAACAGGUCUAAGGUUGGAGUAGCUGUUCUUGCCAAAGAGAAGUUGAACAAAGUUAAAUCUUAAUCUGUGAGUACAGAUGUUGUUAAAUUUACACGAUUACAUCAUGAUUUGUCACUCAAGAUUUCAUACUAUACAUCUUUGGAAUCCGCUAAAAAAUAGACCGUUUUUAUAACAAAAUAUCUCAUUAUUCUUAUUGCGGUUUCAUUAAUGAAUUAGUAUGUUGAAAUUCAUCUCAGAUUUAAUUAUCGUAUAUAGACUACUGUAUUUCGAUUUGAUUUGAAUUCAUUACCAAAAUUGAAGAGUGAUUACGUCGCAGUUCGAUGGAAAACAAGGUGAUACAAUAUUACUACAUCACUGAACCGAAAAUAUCGAUGAGUUAUGGGAAGUAAAUAUAUUACGUUGGGGCUUAGGAGUGUAUACUCUGACACAAUGAGAUGGAUGUUGUAAUACUUUAUGGAAUGAAUAAAACUUGCUUAAAAUUA